GAGAGCUGCUGCUGUUGGGUUGAGAGAGGCUAGAAGGGYAAAAAAAACUAGACAAAAACUAGACAAAGGGGGAAAAAGUGAUCCAACUUAUCAGAAAUGACGAGGAUCAGAUGAAUCAUGGAGCGUCAGGGCAGCUGUUUUGACUCUGCUGGUCUGGAUCCAAGCAGGGACAGAGGAAAGACAGAGUAGAGGUGAGCAGACAGGGCUUGCCUGAACAAGAAAAGGAAGAAAACUGAAGCCACGCAGAGUUUAACCCACAGGAAGUCGGCGAGACGCUGAAAUGAGUGAAAAGAAACCAAGAGAAGAGCUUCAGGUUGUUCAAACUGAGAGCAAUCCCAGGAGGGUCAGAGGGAGGAAAUCUGAAAUCACAGAGGKAGGCAGCAGAUAGCAACGUGAGUGCUGUGACAGGUAGAGGAGGCAGCAGGAGAGGACAGAAGGUAUGAGGUCACAUCUGCUCACUUGGAUGAUCACGCUCAUGGUUUUGGGGAUCCUGCUGACCACUUUCAUCUGGCUCAUCUUGGACAGUGUGGAAACUCCCAACCAGCCUAAGAGGAUAAGCAUCCCUCAGUCCCUUGCUUCGUGUAAAGACUGCAGGGAGGAUAUAAAGAAAGCUUUGCUGCUUUACCCUCAAACCUGGAAGAAGAAUCAGGCAAAUUAUCAAAAAUUCAGGUCUAUGGUGAGCAACAAGUGUCACGGCUCAGAGAAGGCCAUCAUAACGCAGACCAACACGCCUCUGGGAACCAAACUGGUCUACGACGGGGAGAAGAAGAGGAGCCUCCAGGUCAACCAGGAGAUUUUCAGCACUUUUCCAAAAGGUUCUCUCUUGUCCAAUAAAACCUUGCAGACAUGUGCUGUCGUUGGAAACGGUGGGAUCCUGGUGAACAGCAGCUGUGGAAAAUCCAUCGAUUCAGUUCAGUUUGUCAUCAGGUGUAACCUACCUCCUUUAUCAAARGGAUAUGAGAAACAUGUUGGCAUCAAGACAGACCUCGUGACAGCGAACCCCAGCAUCCUCAUAGAAAAGUACACCGCUCUGAACGGACGUCGACGCUCAUUUGUAGAGAAUCUGCGCAGCUAUGGGGACGCCAUGCUGCUCCUUCCCGCCUUCUCCUAUGGCCGAAACACUCCCGUUUCUCUGCGGGCCCUCUACACCGUCGAGGACUUUGGAAGUCCUGUCCGAGCGAUUUUCUUCAACCCGGGGUACCUCCAGAGCCUAGCCCACUUCUGGCGCUCUCAGGGCCUGAGGGCAGCGCGGCUCAGCACGGGCAUCAUCAUGACCAGCCUGGCGCUGGAGAUCUGUGAGAACGUGAACCUGUARGGGUUCUGGCCCUUCGACAUUCACCCAUACAGCCACCAAGACCUGACAAAUCACUAUUACGACGACAGGAAAACUAAAGUGAAGGUCCACGCCAUGCCGGACGAGUUCAACUUCCUGCUGCAGCUGCACAGCCGAGGGGUGCUCAGGCUGCAUCUGGGCAGCUGUGAACCAGACGASAACUAGUCCCAUCAAACAUAUAAAGUGCCUUUUUGAUUUCUUUCUUGUGCAGCUUUUGGAUGAAUCCAAUCACAAAGAUGUAAUUUUUUUUAUUGAACUGUGUGGCAACCUGGCAACAGCCUCAAAACAUGCACUACAAUCAAACUCCAGCAAUCACUCGAUAAGAAGAAUCUAUUAAAAAUCACUCCUGCAGAGUAUUUAUAGCUCCAUUAUCAGCUUCAGUAUGGAAAAAAAAACAUUUUGGCUUAACAAAACAUGGCUUUAAAGAUACUCAGUGUAAAGUCAUAAAUAUGUGGUACCAAGUGUAAAACAACACAUUUCCAUUWUUUAUCUCACUUUCUGAGUGUAAAAUUCUAGUUUAAAAAAAUUCUACAUUUAGCUCACUGUUCUACAUUUUACUAAUUCAAAGUAAAUGUUCAUUUUAAAUGUUAAAUGUUAUAUCUAAAUGUUGAAUCCAAAAUAUAAAAGCAAAAAUUAAAUCUUAAAUAUUGUG
This is a messenger RNA of Austrofundulus limnaeus, 1985 nucleotides long. RefSeq names its product alpha-2,8-sialyltransferase 8E-like. The transcript has 7 exons. The record is from RefSeq and is a predicted model, not a curated record. NCBI's taxonomy places the organism in Eukaryota, Metazoa, Chordata, Actinopteri, Cyprinodontiformes, Rivulidae. The coding region runs from base 440 to 1498 and encodes 352 amino acids. Gene Ontology annotation, biological process: N-glycan processing; oligosaccharide metabolic process. Gene Ontology annotation, molecular function: alpha-N-acetylneuraminate alpha-2,8-sialyltransferase activity.